This is a messenger RNA of Diceros bicornis minor, 5104 nucleotides long. RefSeq names its product protocadherin alpha-7-like. The transcript has a single exon. Gene Ontology annotation, cellular component: plasma membrane. The record is from RefSeq and is a predicted model, not a curated record. Lineage: Eukaryota; Metazoa; Chordata; Mammalia; Perissodactyla; Rhinocerotidae. Gene Ontology annotation, molecular function: calcium ion binding. Gene Ontology annotation, biological process: homophilic cell-cell adhesion. Bases 2560 to 4974 code for a protein of 804 amino acids.
GAGGUUCGCGGGUUCAGAUCCCGAGUGCGCAUCAACGCACCUCUUGGCAAGCCAUGCUGUGGCGGCGUCCCAUAUAAAGUGGAGGAAGAUGGGCACAGAUGUUAGCCCAGGGCCAGUCUUCCUCAGCAAAAAAAAAAAAAAAAGUUGUCCAAGGUCCAUCAGAUGACUGAGUUGGAGUUUGUGCUCCCCAAUGUGUUCAUUUUCUAUUCUUGAAAUUGCAGAAAUCAUUAAUAGUGUUUUCUGGUUUUUAAAAAUAAGUAAGCACACAAUGAUUUUUAAACACAUACUUAAAAGUUACAAAAUAGGCUAUGAUUAUACUGAUCAAUAAAGAGUAUCAUUUGUAUAAAUAGUUAUAUAUGACAACCUUAAAAACAUCAUGCUUUCUUAGGAAAUAGAGAACCAUAGCCAUCACUCUCGAGUAAACAUUUAAAAGAGGUUCUAGGAGGGUGUCUAAGAGCACAACUCUGUGCUAAGAAUCAUUGAAUUAACAAGACCCAGUCCCUGGAUUCACGAAGUUCAUAGAAAAAUAAAGAUAUGUGUCAUACAUAAAUAUGACCAUCUUAGAAGGCAGAAUAUUGUAAGAGGUGCAAGAAAUGUAAAUUAUUAUGAUUGGAAUUGAAAAGAAAUAUCUAUUUCCCUUGUUGAAGGAGCCCUUCAAGAGUUAUGAUUUUUUUUUGUUGUUAGUGUCCUCCAGUCAAUUCUGACUCCUAUCAGACCCUGUGUACAGCAGAGCUGAACCCUGCAAGGUCUUUUUUUCCCACCAUCCUCUCAUUUUCCGGUGUUAUAUCAGACAAUGCUCUGCGGCUAUUCACCAGUGAAACCUGUCCACCAUGGGUGACCCUGCUGGUAUUUGAAACACUGGUGGCAUAGCUUUCAGCAUCACAGCAACACGCAGCCGCCACAGUAUGACAACCAACAGACAGGUGGUAUGGUUCCUUGACCGAGAAACAAACCCAGGGCCGCUGCAGUGAGAGCGCCGAAUCUUAACUACUAGACCACUAGGGCUGGCUUAUGAUGUUUUUAGUGGUUUUAAAAUGGAGAGGUUUCCUCUGGGAGAAUAUUGACUAUAAUAGGUUUUCUUGGGAACAGAGGAACUUAAGGAAAUGAGUGCACAGAAAAUCCCAAAGGUGCCUGGAAAUAGAAUAGUCUGCUUUGGUGGAGAAAUAUGAAAGAGUAUGAGGAAAGAGUAUGAGAAAAGUAGGAAAGAGUAUGAGAUAAGGCAGGAAAAGUAACAUGAGAAAAACCUCUUGGGUAACUUUGAGUACUAGACUAAGAAAUUUUGAUUCACCUUUAAAGUCAUUUGAAAGCUAUCAAAAAGUGUGAAGCAAUAGGAAUAAAACACGUUUUUCAGGAAGAUGACUGUCAGGAUUAAAUGAAGGAUAAAUGAGGUCGUCACAGGAUGACACAAUAAGAAGCAAUUACAAUAAUCCAGGAUAGCAACAAUAUUUAAAACUCAUUUAGGCAGAUAUAAAACUUGGGAAGCAUUAGAAUACGGACCUAAUUGUUUUACUUGCAGUUGGGAGCAUGGGAGUGAAACAUUCAAGAGAAUUUGCUCUGUUAAGUAGAACUAAAAAGGAGAAAACACCCAAAGGUUGAUUAAAGGACUGUUCUAAGAAUGACAGAUGAGUGCCAACAUUUAUCUAAUGAAAUAAACUUGUAAAAUAAUCUAAAUCAUAUUGGAGAUUGUAAAAACAGGUGGAUAUUUAUAAAACAUGAAGCUUCGAAAGGAUGGAAAGAAUAAAGAGAUAUAAGAACCAUAAACUCCUGAAACACAAUGUAUAAAUUCUGAUGAAAAGAGAAAUUCAGAAUACUUCCUUCUCACAAAAUUCACUUAAUACAAAGUAUUCCUCUUCAAAGAUCCCCCAAACCUUCUAUUAUUGUGUUUUAUUAAGAAAAAUAUAUGAAUUAGUUGUUUAUAUUCCUUGCUUCCUAAAAACGAGCAAACAACCUUUCUAAGUUUUUCUGCCAUUAGUAGAUUCUUGAGAUCCUUGAGGUCCCUAGUGAGACCAGGAGUUUUCUUAACAGAAAGCAAGAAAACGGAGUUUCCUGAACUCUGAACAGAGGAUUUUAAAAUUUACUGUUGCUACCAUGAUUUGCUUUAUUGUCACUUACAUUUUUAUCUUUAUUUUAAAACUGUGGAAAUAUGUAUUUUCAAGGCAUAAAGAAACCACAAUUAUGGUCAAACUAAAUGUUCAGAAGUUAAGUCUCCCAAGAAUGCCUUCAGCAAGUGUGAGAAAUGUCCUACGCUUUAACAAAAAUAAAGAAAAAAAUUCAGUGGUUGAAAUAAAACUUUGCAUUUAUUAAUAUAAAGUUUUUUUGUAAUUCGUACUUACUAUUUGGGCCACAUGAUGUCGCUCUUUACCGCGAAAUUCUCUCAUAUUCAAGACAAAACGAAGUCAGUCCUCCGUUUUCAUAUUGGAAAGACUCUCCACUCUGUUUCACUAUCAGGAUGUUGAACAAUGGCGAGCGUAUCAGGAUAGUAAAGAAGGAAAAAGAAGAUUCCUCUAAAUUUUGAGAUAAGUUACGCUAAUUGGAAUAAAAAAACCCGAAUAAUUGGAAAUGGUGUACUCGAAUAGAGGUGACCAGAGGGACAGGCAUCUACUGCUAUUUUUUAUAAUUCUCGCGGCUUGGGAGACGGGGAGCGGCCAGGUCCACUACUCGAUCUCCGAGGAGGCCAAACACGGCACCUUCGUGGGCCGCAUCGCGCAGGACCUGGGGCUGGAGCUGGCGGAGCUGGUGCCGCGCCUGUUCCGGGUGGCGUCCAAAGGCAGCGGGGACCUUCUGGAGGUAAAUCUGCAGAAUGGCAUUCUGUUUGUGAAUUCCCGGAUCGACCGCGAGGAGCUGUGUGGGCGGAGCGCGGAGUGCAGCAUCCACCUGGAGGUGAUCGUGGACCGGCCGCUGCAGGUCUUCCAUGUGGAGGUGGAGGUGAGGGACAUUAACGACAAUCCGCCUCUGUUCCCCGGAACACAAAAGAAUCUGUUUAUGGCGGAAUCCAGGCCGCUUGACUCUCGGUUUCCACUAGAGGGCGCCUCCGAUGCAGAUAUCGGGGAGAAUGCUCUGCUGACUUACAGACUGAGCCCCAAUGAGUAUUUCUCUCUGGACGUACCAACCAACGACGAGCAAGUAAAACCUCUCGGACUUGCAUUACGGAAACCUUUAGACAGAGAAGAAUCUCCAGAACUUCAUUUAGUGCUCACGGCCACUGACAGAGGCAAACCGGAGCUAACUGGCACAGUUCAGUUACUCGUCAAAGUGCUGGACGCCAAUGACAACGUCCCAGCUUUCGAUAGAACACUCUAUGCGGUGAAAUUACCAGAAAAUGUUCCUAAUGGAACGUUGGUAAUUAAACUUAAAGCCUCAGACUUAGACGAAGGCUUGAAUGGGGAUAUUGUUCACUCAUUCUCUAGUGACGUUUCUCCAGAUAUAAAAUCUAAGUUCUACAUAGACCCCAUAAGUGGGGAAAUUAUAUCAAUAGGACAUAUCGAUUUUGAAGAAAGUAAGGCCUACAAAAUUCGAGUAGAGGCAAUCGAUAAAGGCUUCCCAUCCCUGGCUGGUCACUGUACAGUUCUUGUGGAAGUUUUGGACGCUAACGACAAUGCUCCGGAGUUGACUGUUACUUCCCUGUCUCUCCCUAUCUCAGAGGAUGCUCAGCCGGGAACAGUCAUCACCUUGAUUAACGUGUCUGACCGAGAUUCUGGAGCUGACGGGCAAGUGACCUGCUCACUAACACCUCAUGUCCCCUUCAAGCUGGUGUCCACCUUCAAGAAUUACUAUUCACUGGUGCUGGACAGCGCCUUGGACCGCGAAAGCGUGGCGAAUUAUCAGCUGGUGGUGACCGCGCGGGACGGGGGCUCGCCUUCUCUGUCGGCCACCGCCAGCGUGUCCGUGGAGGUGGCCGACGUGAACGACAACGCGCCGGCGUUCGCGCAGCCCGAGUACACGGUGUUCGUGAAGGAGAACAACCCGCCCGGCUGCCACAUCUUCACGGUGUCUGCGCGGGACGCAGACGCGCAGGAGAACGCGCGCGUGUCCUACUCGCUGGUGGAGCGGCGGGUGGGCGAGCGCGCGCUGUCGAGCUACGUGUCGGUGCACGCGGAGAGCGGGAAGGUGUACGCGCUGCAGCCGCUGGACCACGAGGAGCUGGAGCUGCUGCAGUUCCAGGUGAGCGCGCGCGACGCGGGCGUGCCGCCUCUGGGCAGCAACGUGACGCUGCAGGUGUUCGUGCUGGACGAGAACGACAACGCGCCCGCGCUGCUGCCGCCUGGGGCGGGCGGCGGGGGCGGCGCGGUGAGCGAGCUGGUGGCGCGGUCGGUGGGCGCGGGCCACGUGGUGGCGAAGGUGCGCGCGGUGGACGCGGACUCUGGCUACAACGCGUGGCUGUCUUACGAGCUGCAGCCGGCGGCGGGUGGCGCGCGCAGCCCAUUCCGCGUGGGGCUGUACACGGGCGAGAUCAGCACGACUCGCGCCCUGGACGAGGCGGACUUGCCGCGCCAGCGCCUGCUGGUGCUGGUGAAGGACCACGGCGAGCCCGCGCUGACGGCCACGGCCACCGUGCUACUGUCCCUGGUAGAGAGCGGGCAGGCGCCUAAGGCCUCGUCGCGGGCGUCGAAGGGCACCACCGACCCAGAGGUGACUCUGGUGGAUGUCAACGUGUAUCUGAUCGUCGCCAUCUGCGCUGUGUCCAGCCUGUUGGUGCUCACGCUGCUGCUGUACACGGCGCUGAGGUGCUCGGCGCCGCCCACCGAGGGCGAGUGCGGGCCGGGGAAGCCCACGCUGGUGUGCUCCAGCGCGGUGGAGAGCUGGUCGUAUUCACAGCAGAGGAGGCAGAGGCAGCAGAGGGCGUGCUCUGGGGAGGGGCCGCCCAAGACCGACCUCAUAGCUUUUAGCCCCAGCCUUCCUCAGGGUCCCAACUCUACAGACAAUGUGAGUCUAAAAAAAUCUUAUUUUCAACAAUUUAAAAACACCAUUAUUUAGGUUUUCUACUUAAAUAUUCUUACAUAAUUUAUUCUAUUUUUAGUUGAUAGCUUUAUAUAUAACUAUUAUAUUUUUAAUGUUAUUGCUUUAUUUGCACUAUUUCAUUAUCUUAGAUUAUAUUUAUGUUAAA